CAAAAUGUCGGGAGGAUCGGAAAGGUUAAAAACGAGAAGGAAUUUGUCUACAGAAAGCUCAGUCAUGGCAUAUCAGUUUUGCUGUCUCUGUCCGGAUAUUUAAGAAGCAGAGCAAGGGAUUCAAUCGAAUAUCCUUCCUGCUCAGACAGUGGGAAUGGAUUCACUUGGUCAUCUCAACUGAAGGUACAUCAGCGAGUUCACACUGGGCAAGGACAUUCAUCUAUUCUGUGUGUGAGAAAGGAUUCAGUCGGUCUGCCCACCUGUGGACACACCAAUCAAUUAACACCGGGCAGAGGCUAGUCAUCUGCUGAAGUUCUGGGAAAGGAUUCACUCCAUCAUCUGACCUCAUAGCACACCAGCGAGUUCACACCAGAGAGAGGCAGUUCACCUGCUCGGACUGGGAAGGGGUUCACUUGGUCGUCUGAACUACUGAGACACCAACGAGUUCACACUGGGGAGAAGCCGUUCACCUGCUCCGUCUGUAGGAUGAGAUUCACUGAUUCAUACACACUACAAAGUCACCAGCGAGUUCACACUGGGGAGAGGCCGUUCACCUGCUCCGUCUGUGGGAUGAGAUUCACUGAUUCAUACAUACUACAAAGUCACCAGUGAGUUCACACUGGGGAGAGGCCGUUCACCUGCUCAGACUGUGGGAAGGGAUUCACACAGUCAUCCAACCUGCAGAGUCACCAGCGAGUUCACACUGGGGAAAAGCCUUUCACCUGCUCAGUCUGUGGGAAGAGAUUCACUCGGUCAUCUGACCUAAUGGCUCACCAGCGAGUACACACCGGAGAGCGGCCGUUCACCUGCUCGGACUGUGGGAAGGGAUUCUCUUUAUCUUCUCGCUUACUGACACAUCAGCGAGUUCACACUGGGGUGAAGCCGUUCAUCUGCUCAGUCUGUGAGAAGAGAUUCACUCACUCUUCCACGCUACAGAGACACAAGCUUGUUCACACUGGGGAGAAGCCGUUCACCUGCUCAGUCUGUGGGAAGGGAUUCACUCAGUCAUCCAGUCUGCAGAAUCAUCAGCGAGUUCACACUGGGGAGAAGCCGUUCACCUGCUCAGAAUGUGGGAAGGGAUUCACUGAGUCAUCACACCUACAGAGACACCAGCGAGUUCACACUGGGGAGAAGCCAUUCACAUGCUCAGUCUGUGAGAAGGGAUUCACUCAUUCUUCCACCCUACGGAGACACCAUCGAGUUCACACUGGGGAGAAGCCAUUUACCUGCUCAGUCUGUGGGAUGAGAUUCACUGAUUCAUCCUACCUGCAGAGUCACCAGCGAGUUCACACUGGGGAGAAGCCAUUCACCUGCACAAUCUGUGGGAAAGGAUUCACUCUGUUAUCCAACCUGCAGUGUCAUCAGCGAGUUCACACUGGGGAGAAGCCAUUCACCUGCUCAGACUGUGGGAAGGGAUUCACUGUUUCAGCUAGCCUAAUGGCACACCAGCGAGUUCACACCGGACAGCGGCCGUUCACCUGCUCAGACUGUGGGAAGGGAUUCACUUUGUCAUCUAAACUACUGAAACACCAGCGAGUUCACACUGGGGAGAAGCCGUUCACCUGCUCAGUCUGUGAGAAGAGAUUCAGUGACUCUUCCGCCCUACAGAGACACCAGCGAGUUCACACUGGGGAGAAGCCAUUCACCUGCACAAUCUGUGGGAAGGCAUUCACUCAGUCAUCCCACCUACAGAGUCAUCAGCGAGUUCACACUGGGGAGAAGCCAUUCACCUGCUGAGAAUGUGGGAAAGGAUUCGCUCAGUCAUCCCAACUACUGGCACACCAGUAAGCUCACAAUGGGGAGUGGCCGUUGUUAUGAUUCCCCAGGUUUCGUUUACUGUGGACUGUCAUUUUGAGAGAAAGAGAGAGAGAUAAAGAAGGUGAAUC
Messenger RNA from Hypanus sabinus (Atlantic stingray), 1886 nucleotides. RefSeq names its product oocyte zinc finger protein XlCOF6-like. Gene Ontology annotation, molecular function: DNA-binding transcription factor activity, RNA polymerase II-specific; RNA polymerase II cis-regulatory region sequence-specific DNA binding. The coding region runs from base 766 to 1737 and encodes 323 amino acids. NCBI's taxonomy places the organism in Eukaryota, Metazoa, Chordata, Chondrichthyes, Myliobatiformes, Dasyatidae. The transcript has 2 exons. Gene Ontology annotation, biological process: regulation of transcription by RNA polymerase II. The record is from RefSeq and is a predicted model, not a curated record.